Messenger RNA from Penicillium subrubescens, 222 nucleotides. RefSeq lists its product as uncharacterized. Bases 1 to 222 code for a protein of 73 amino acids. The record is from RefSeq and is a predicted model, not a curated record. The transcript is spliced from 2 exons. Lineage: Eukaryota; Fungi; Ascomycota; Eurotiomycetes; Eurotiales; Aspergillaceae.
AUGGACGACUUUUUCAGCCUCUAUGGAGAUGAAUCCAACUAUUCUAUUGAACCUCGUGGUCUGGCCGUGACCCACGAUGGCGUUGCUAUCGGCGUGCACGCAACUGGUCUCUUCGCCCGGACCCCGGAGAUCACGAGCUUAUUGGCCGGCAAUCCUGGCAAUCCGUCUGAAGAUUGGGGGCAAUCUUAUUCAGGCUGUGGUUUUUCAUACAUGCAUAGGUAG